AGAGUUUGUUGACGUUUGAAGAUGUGGCCAUGUCUUUUUCUGAGGAAGAAUGGAAAUUACUGAACCAUACCCAGAAGAUGCUGUACAAUGAUGUAAUGCAGGAAAACUAUGAGGCUGUCAUCUCGCUAGCACAAGGGGAAGAACCAUAGAUCCAAGGUCCCCAAGAGCUCAAGGACAGUCUUGGAGAGUCUCCUACAGGGUUAAAGCUCAAAAAUGACACUGGAAAUGACCAACCUAUAUCGAUUUCUACAUUAGAAAGACAAGCGUCAGGAUGCAAAGUAUUAAGAAAGGCCAGAAUGAAAGUUGCCCAGAAAACAACAGACAAAGGAAAUGAUGGUACACGCAGGGUACGCAAGCGGCAUCAAGCCUUCCUAGGGAAGAAAAGAAGGAAACUUUCAACUUGUAAACAAGAGCUUCCAAAGCAUAUGGAUCUUCACGGGAAAGGCCAUGCAGAAGAGAAACCUUUUAAAUGUCAGGAAUGUGGGAAAGGCUUCAGAGUUAGUUCUGACCUUAUUAAGCACCAGAGAAUUCACACUGAAGAGAAACCCUAUAAGUGUCAACAAUGUGAUAAGAGGUUUCGGUGGAGUUCAGAUCUUAAUAAGCACUUAAUGGCACACCAAGGAAUAAAACCAUAUAGAUGCUCAUGGUGUGGGAAAAGCUUCAGUCAUAACACAAAUCUACACACACAUCUAAGAAUUCACACAGGAGAGAAGCCCUUUAAAUGUUAUGAAUGUGGAAAAAGAUUCAUUCAGAACUCCCACCUUAUUAAACACCAGAGAACCCACACAGGUGAGCAGCCUUAUACUUGUAGCAUAUGCAGAAGAAAUUUUAGCAGGCGGUCAAGCCUUCUUAGACACCAGAAACUCCACAGGGGAAGGGAAUCAUGUCCAGUGUCUCCAGUCUGAAGAGAGUCACCAUAUGGAGCUUGACCCUAGAGGUGAUGAAAGAAUACAAAAUUCUGAGGCAUCCAAUGAUAGGAAUUUGUCAUCAACAGAAAAUUUGUGAAGGGUGCAUGUCACGUUUCACAGAAGGGAAUCGACGCUGUACCUCUUUUAUUCAGCAUUGUAUCUUCAGUGCCUAGCAGAAGACUGAUACAUAAUGAGUACCUUAUAAAUAAAAGAAAGAAAAUAUAGUUAUCA
Messenger RNA from Manis pentadactyla (Chinese pangolin), 1139 nucleotides. RefSeq names its product zinc finger protein 75D-like. The transcript has 3 exons. Gene Ontology annotation, biological process: regulation of transcription by RNA polymerase II. NCBI's taxonomy places the organism in Eukaryota, Metazoa, Chordata, Mammalia, Pholidota, Manidae. The coding region runs from base 297 to 905 and encodes 202 amino acids. Gene Ontology annotation, molecular function: DNA-binding transcription factor activity, RNA polymerase II-specific; RNA polymerase II cis-regulatory region sequence-specific DNA binding. The record is from RefSeq and is a predicted model, not a curated record.